AUGGAGUCGUCAAGAAUUAGUUUGCGUCCAUUUAGAUUAACAGACGUUGAUGAUAUAUUGUUAUGGGCAGGUGAUAAACGUGUUACUAGUACCAUCCGAUGGGAUACUUUGACCACAAAAGAAGAAGUCUUGAGUUUCAUCAAGGAUGCGUGUAUACCUCAACCUUGGCAUGUAUCAAUAUGCAUCGAUGAUCGAUCCAUUGGGUUCCUAUGGGUAAUUCAUCCGGCCAUGUCGGAUGAUAUUGAAGCUGUAGAGAUAGGUUACGCGAUUGCAGUUGAGUAUUGGGGGCAAGGAAUUGCUACAAAGGCACUCAAAAUGGCAAUCCCUUGA
Messenger RNA from Solanum verrucosum, 330 nucleotides. RefSeq lists its product as uncharacterized. The record is from RefSeq and is a predicted model, not a curated record. Gene Ontology annotation, molecular function: acyltransferase activity, transferring groups other than amino-acyl groups. NCBI's taxonomy places the organism in Eukaryota, Viridiplantae, Streptophyta, Magnoliopsida, Solanales, Solanaceae. The transcript has a single exon. The coding region runs from base 1 to 330 and encodes 109 amino acids.